This is a messenger RNA of Gongylonema pulchrum, 726 nucleotides long. The record is from the annotation of a GenBank genome assembly. NCBI's taxonomy places the organism in Eukaryota, Metazoa, Nematoda, Chromadorea, Rhabditida, Gongylonematidae.
AUGGCGGAGCUCUCACAGGAACCGGUACCAGCACCUGCUGAUCUGUUUCAGUGGUCGUUGAGCACGGCGGUAAUAGCGAUGCUGUCACGUUCAUGUUUGUUGCCGGCUAUUUGGGCUUACCUGAGGAAUGAUUCGGUGCUGGAUAUAUCGCAGCAUGUGGAAGUUUAUGAAGCAGUAGUGCAAAUUGUCGCUGCGCUGGCGUUAAGUGCUCAGAGUGCCAGUGGUGAAGAAGAGAUCGAAAUCAGGGCCCUUCUAUCGGAUCCUACAUCCGAUUGCUCGGUGCUUUCAAUGCUUAAAAAACUGUUCGAAUGUGUCUCUGCAUACCUCACAAGAAUCACAGUGGAAUCAAAUGAAGCUCGACUGCAGAACUUAAAUAUUGAGCAGUCCAAUGAUAGCGAUGAUGUGGCGCUACAGACCCGAGAAGAGGGGCUCAUGCGACUUGCGCCACUGAUCACCGUCACCUGUUCACUUCUUUCCGAACCGACAAUUGCGUUCUUCUCCAAAGGGGCAUAUAUACCAUAUCAUUACGAUGCAUCUCUUUCACUGGCCGGCACGAGUAGUUCAUUUGGCAAGCGAACGCGUCGCCUGGCCCAAGAAAUUGUUACGCUGAGCAAUUCACUGCCACUGAGUGCAAGCAGUUGUGUUUUUGUUCGUGCUGCCGAAGAGCGACUGGACGUUAUGAAGGUAAGCCAUAAGUUCCCUUUUUAUGCGUUUUGUGCUGUGUAA